AUGGCGACGCAACACCUGAGACAAGUCAAAAUGACCUGGACAGCACUGCUGACUCUGGCCUACUUCACAUACCUGCUGGUCGGGGCCAUCAUCUUCAGAAUACUGGAGCGAGAAGCCGAGAACAAUAACCGAGACCACUUCCAACUGGAGAAGUUGAGAUUUUUGACUAACUACACCUGCCUGGAUGGACCGGCAUUGGAGAAGUUUGUGGAGGUGAUUUUGGAUGCCUGGGAAAAAGGAGUGAAUCCAUCUGGCAACUCAACAAACCCAAGUAACUGGGAUUUCAGCAGUUCCUUCUUUUUCGCAGGCACAGUGGUCACAACUAUAGGUUAUGGCAACCUCUCGCCCAGCACUGUCUCUGGUCAAGUGUUCUGUGUUUUUUACGCCCUCUGUGGGAUCCCGUUGAACCUGGCGUUCCUGAAACAGCUAGGGAAGUGUCUCACCGUCCACUUGGGCCAACUGGAGAAAGGAAUGGUGUCUGUUGUUCCUCACAAGCAAACGGUGGAGGUUCUUGCCGUGAGCUUUUUCCUCAUCUCAGGAAGUCUGCUGUUUCUGGUCAUCCCUCCUCUCCUGUUCAGUUACGUGGAAGGAUGGACAUUUGGAGAGGGUUUCUACUUUGCCUUCAUUACCCUCAGCACUAUUGGUUUUGGAGAUUAUGUGGUGGGAACUGACCCAGAGAAGCGAUACAUCUCUUUGUACAGGGGCCUUGCAGGUGUUUGGAUCAUCUUUGCUCUGGCUUGGCUUGCUCUAAUCCUCAACAUGGGAACCAGGAUAAUGGAGCACAUGAUUGGUCUGACUCACCCAGGAUUUAAGAAACAAGAAGAGGAAGAAGAGGUGUCAUCCAGUAAACUAGAAGAUUUGUCAAAGAUAUAA
Molecule: messenger RNA, 873 nt
Organism: Cheilinus undulatus (humphead wrasse)
Lineage: Eukaryota; Metazoa; Chordata; Actinopteri; Labriformes; Labridae
Gene: kcnk17
Product: potassium channel, subfamily K, member 17
Exons: 5
Coding region: 1-873 (290 amino acids)
Biological process (GO): potassium ion transmembrane transport; stabilization of membrane potential
Cellular component (GO): membrane
Molecular function (GO): potassium ion leak channel activity
Source: RefSeq, a predicted model, not a curated record